UUUGGAAGUAGAUUUGGAUAAUAUGAGCAAAUAUAUGAAAUACAUGCGGAUGAUACUUCAUUAUCCUAUCCCGAAUAAGAAUUGUGUCGUCGACGAGCAAUUACAAAAAGACAUAAUCACCGUCAUGGACAAAUAUUUGAAUCAUCUAAUGAAAAUACUUGGAACAGUUAGGUUCCUUUCCGCUGAAAGUCAGCUCGGAAAUAUUAUUAAUAAGUACCUAGAGUGUAUAUUGUUAAUCAACGGAAAUCAAACAUUCAAAGAUCACCAAAUCGACUUACUGUGUAUUUUUGAGGAUGUACUAAAGAAUAAAGUCCUUGGCAUGCAUAGAGACUUCGAUUAAAAUAGUUUAGUAUUCUAAAACUUUAUUUCUAAUUAAUUUAGUAUUCCAUAUGUUUUUAAGAUUUUUUCAAUUUUACAUUGCCAACAUUAUUGUUGUGUAAAUAAGGAGU
Messenger RNA from Myzus persicae (green peach aphid), 449 nucleotides. RefSeq lists its product as uncharacterized. The transcript has a single exon. The coding region runs from base 23 to 340 and encodes 105 amino acids. NCBI's taxonomy places the organism in Eukaryota, Metazoa, Arthropoda, Insecta, Hemiptera, Aphididae. The record is from RefSeq and is a predicted model, not a curated record.